Messenger RNA from Sitophilus oryzae (rice weevil), 1972 nucleotides. RefSeq lists its product as uncharacterized. Lineage: Eukaryota; Metazoa; Arthropoda; Insecta; Coleoptera; Curculionidae. The transcript has 5 exons. Bases 189 to 1682 code for a protein of 497 amino acids. The record is from RefSeq and is a predicted model, not a curated record.
GAAAUGGAAAGAACGGAAGAACUGUUUGUUUACCUGUUCAGUAUCGUAGUUUUUGCUGUUGGGUUAACGUCUAAAUGAUGUUAUUUAUAAUAAUUGCGAGGAAAACACCGUAAAUUAAUUUAAUAUGAAAUAAACUAAUAAGUGUAUCUAUUUAAUUUUUUUUUAUACAUAAUUAUACGCGCGGCAACAUGUGUGACCAAAACGGGAAAAAUAUAACGAGCGAUAACUUUUUCAAUAACGAUAAUUUUAAAAGUUGCUUUGCGCGAAGUGUUGUUGUGAAUUCCCAAUACAAACAGACAAAACUACAAGAGCCCGAUGAGGAUUGUACAUUAAUUGAAAACAUACAUAUUAACCAGGUUCCUGUUAUAAGUAUUGCCCAAGAAGCGCCGGUUAGAUAUAGAAAGAAUAGCAAAAGUCUGAACGUGGACGAAUCGAGACGAUUCUCUUGCGGCAGUAUCGUGUCAAGGAGACUGUCGAUGAGCGGCCUUAGGAGAAAUGAAAUUCCAGUGGAAAACAUUUACAGUCAGAAUAAAAUAGAUACUUUGCAAUGGCAAUUAAAAGAGAUUGACAAAAGUCGUGAAAUGUAUAAGGCAGUUAUGAAGCAAGUAGUAACUUUUUUGGAGAAAGCCCAUAUAAGCUUAGGAACGUUAGGCAGUCGUUUAAAUAGGAAAAAUACAGUGCCAAGAUCAAAAAGCGAACAUCAUAUCGUUAUCGACAACAACACUCAAAGCCAAAGAUCACUAAUAGAGGAACAUCUUAACACCUGGAACAACAACAAAAAGGAUGUUUCACCGGACGAGAUACCCCCAGAAAAACUCGCCCAAGAAGCCUUCCGUUUAUUGCGCACCGCCCAAUCUCUUCUCAGCACCCAAGAGCCCAACUUGACGGUUUCAGAAAACGGCGACAGUUCCGACGGACCAACCGACAUUGAGUUUCUUGCCCAGCUUGCCAAAGAGUUUCCCAGCGAUUCCCAGAAGCAACCGCAACGAGCCACCAGUUUCAGCUUGACUCCCAAGCUAAUAUUACCCGAGCACGAUAUCCGCAUUGGGACGGCCUUUAAUCGAAAACUGUCUCUGCAAUUGAACGACGUGAAGAGAACCUCGCCAGGAAAAUAUUCUCGAUGCGACUCGGCCAGAGGAUCGGUGGCCGAAAGUGAAUCGUUUUCUCUGUCUGGCGUCGAACGAUUGGAAAAAUCUGCCGGCGCUGAAGAUCCUAUGAGAGAAAUGGUGGAUUUUUUAGAGACGAGGAGCAAAAAUGGAGACAAAUCCUCCAGUUCCCCACCUGCUGGAAGUAUUAGUUCGAUGGAAGACGAGAGUGGUUUUUCUUCUAUGACUUCGUUCCAAGAUGUUGGUUUACCGUUGGUGAAUUCCACUGCCAUAGAUGAGGUUUCUCCAAGAAGCAUCUUCUUGAAAAGCAUCCUCCACGAAUCUGAUGAAAGCAGCGUUCAUUCUGAGAGGACCCUGUUGGCCUCACCCUCUCCUGAUGUUGAUUUGCAGAAGAGAAGUGAGUACAUCAACGCGAAAGAAGUGACCAAUCAUGACGUCAAGCUCUGGCAGAAACCUUCUCAGGAUCCAAUAAGAAAAAAUGCGUCGGCUAACUCUCUACCUAGCCAUAAGAGAUGGCACUCUAAUCCAGUUCAAACAGAACCCAGCGAGCACUCUUUGAAAGUUCUUUGGGUUUAAAUUUUUCGAGUAUUGCCUAAUUUUUUUUUGGGAGUAUUAUUUUUUUUUGGAUGUUGUAAUUCUUAAAAUAUUUUUUGGAGAUUAAAUUUCUGUUGUAUUGAUUUGUAUUAUAUAAAGAAUUUUGGCUUAAGUUAUAAUGGUAGAUUAAGGCUUUUGCCUAUUAACUUUUAUGUAAGUUUUGCUAUAAUUUUGAAAAUGACUGUAUUUAUUUUUGCUUUUCUGGCUAUGCCGUUAAAUAAAUUGGAAUCCCAGUAUUCUAAAUUGAUUUGAAUAAACUUUCGUUUAAUAAG